Molecule: messenger RNA, 555 nt
Organism: Nematolebias whitei (Rio pearlfish)
Lineage: Eukaryota; Metazoa; Chordata; Actinopteri; Cyprinodontiformes; Rivulidae
Gene: c1qtnf5
Product: C1q and TNF related 5
Exons: 2
Coding region: 1-555 (184 amino acids)
Molecular function (GO): protein binding
Source: RefSeq, a predicted model, not a curated record
AUGUUUGAAGGACUCUUCAGAGGACUCGACGGGGGAGAGGGUGAAACCGGAGUGCGAGGCCUGCCAGGAGACAAAGGCUACCCCGGAGAGAAGGGCGAGAGGGGCCAGCCUGGCGAGUGUGCCGUGGCUCCUAAAUCGGCCUUCAGCGUCAAACUGUCCCCGAGCCUGGCCCUCACUGUGGGCGACGCAGUCCGCUUCAACACCGUCCUGAUCAACGAGCAGGGCGACUACAACUCAGAAAACGGACGCUUCACCUGCAAGGUCCCUGGAGUUUAUUACUUCGCCGUCCACGCCACGGUGUACCGCGCCAGCCUGCAGUUCGACCUGAUGAAGAACGGACAUGUCGCGGCCUCCUAUUUUCAGUUUUACGGCAACUGGCCCAAACCGGCCUCUCUGUCCGGCGGCUCCCUGCUCCACUUGGUCCCCGGGGACCAGGUGUGGGUCCAGAUGGCUCUCUCAGAGUACAACGGCUUUUACUCCAGCACCAAAACAGACAGCACCUUUACCGGCUUCCUGGUCUACUCUGACUGGAAGAACUCUGCUGUUUUUGCAUGA